CAGGACGCCAAGUAACGAUCGAUUCGCCCAUACAACGCUAGCGCUAGCAGGGAAGCUGCUAUAGCUACAACAGCCGGACCAGGGCCGCGCAUUCACGUUCCUUUUCACUCUGCCGUUCGGGCGACCAAUAUUUACAUCGCAACGGAAGGUUUAACCGUAAUUCAAUCUUAAAAAAUACAGAAACAUGGGUCCAAAUACGAUAGAAAUAAAAGGAUUUGAAAUUGUUAAACAAGGCGCUGAAGCCCGACUAUUUAAAGGAACGUAUCUUGGCCGACCAGCCCUAAUUAAAGAAAGAUUUGUUAAAAAAUACAGACAUCCUGAUCUAGACACGCUCCUGACCAAAGAUAGAACCAAGGGCGAAGCACGCGCGAUUGUUCGUGCCAAGGCAGCCGGUGUAAAAACACCAGCAUUAUUCUUAGUCGAUUUUGAUCGGCGUCGUAUAUAUAUGGAGUAUAUCAAUGACGCAAUCACGUUAAAAGAUUACAUAGACACUAAUAUCUCUGACAAAGAAAAUGUGGGUUGUUUGAUAACUUACGUUGCGGAGCAAGUUGGAUCUGCUGUUGCCAGAUUACAUUCAAAAAACAUAAUUCACGGGGACCUCACGACCUCAAAUAUGCUUCUGAAAAAUUAUCCCGUGUCGCAAAGAGAACGUACGGGUGAAAAAGACAAGAAAAAUAAUGUCGAAGGAGAGAUUAUCCUGAUAGAUUUCGGACUAGCUCAUGUCGAAUCUACAGCCGAAGACAAAGCCGUGGAUCUGUACGUGCUGGAGAGAGCCUUGCUUAGCGCGCAUUCAGAGGUGCCAAGUUUGUUUCCUGAAAUGUUGCAAUUUUACCAAAAAUUCUGCACGUCAAAGGACAAACGCGACGUUAUUGCAAAAUACAAGGAAGUUCAGGCACGCGGUCGAAAGCGUCUUAUGAUUGGAUGAUCGAGAUUUAACAAACAGAGGGACUUUCAUGCUCUCAUUUGUGAAAUGUCAUUCGAAAUUAUUUUUUACAAGUUCUCUAAGAAGAAUAAAAUCUAUCAUCCACGUGAAUAUGGGUGUUUUCUAGACAAUUCAAGAGCCAACAGCAAGAACUCCACAUUCUUCGUUCAAACUUACAAUUAGGUCUGGCAAUGACUGCUUCAUUAAAUGAAGACAUUUAAAGUGUGAGAAAUGAGUUUAUAAAUGGAAUUUACAUUGCAAGGUAGCGUUAUAAUACAAGAUCACAUUCGAUGCGUCCGGUAUCUUGUGAAUACUCAACUAUCAUGAAUAAUAGUUCUUAUGGCUGCUCUCGUCAACGAUGCAGUAUAUAAUAAAUAGGAAUUAAUUAAUGUGUUUUAAAUUUAACGAAUUUCAUUAUACAGAGCUUAUCAAUUAUGCUAGAUAUACUAGAUGUCUCACUGUUGAUUGGCAGGUUAUUGAGCAGCUAUUUCUCUCCUGAAUUGGAAUCAGUCAAAGUGAAGACCGGAAUAUAUGAUUAUCCAAGUUACC
Messenger RNA from Diprion similis, 1471 nucleotides. It is a transcript of the gene Prpk, whose product is annotated as EKC/KEOPS complex subunit Tp53rk. The record is from RefSeq and is a predicted model, not a curated record. The coding region runs from base 185 to 925 and encodes 246 amino acids. Gene Ontology annotation, cellular component: cytosol; nucleus; EKC/KEOPS complex. Lineage: Eukaryota; Metazoa; Arthropoda; Insecta; Hymenoptera; Diprionidae. The transcript has 4 exons. Gene Ontology annotation, biological process: protein phosphorylation. Gene Ontology annotation, molecular function: protein serine/threonine kinase activity; ATP binding.